Messenger RNA from Phalaenopsis equestris, 1027 nucleotides. Its product is annotated as lysophospholipid acyltransferase LPEAT2-like. The record is from RefSeq and is a predicted model, not a curated record. The transcript has 7 exons. NCBI's taxonomy places the organism in Eukaryota, Viridiplantae, Streptophyta, Magnoliopsida, Asparagales, Orchidaceae. Gene Ontology annotation, molecular function: calcium ion binding. The coding region runs from base 1 to 696 and encodes 231 amino acids.
AUGAUAGGUGUGUUCAGUAUCAGUCCAGGAAGGAAGACAACUACAGAAGAAGAUUUUAUUCUUGUCCCGGAAACUGGACUCCUACAGAUUGCGAUUACUUCCAUUGGGUUGACGACACUGACGAGCUUUUGGUGUGUGCAAUGUGAUUGCCGUUUUACUGUCGUUAAGUUUGAGAAUUAUGUCUCCAUUUUGCAGUCGUUCAGCAUAAGCACAUCUGAAGCUCUGGAGCUUAUGGACCAAUUUUGUUUGAUGAAUCCAGAUUCCAACGGGCUAGUUAAAUUUCGUGGUUUUUGUACUGUUUUUGGGUUGGGAGACAAUCUUCCAUCCAAAAAGAUUUUUACUUACCUUGAUGUGGAAAGGAGGGGAUCUAUUGCUUUUCGUCAGUUCUUGAUCGGAUCAGCUCACGUUAGGAAGCAGCCUUUAUUCAUGAGAGCUUGUGAAACAGCUUUCAACACAUUCUGUGACAGUGAAUCAAGUUGUUCAACUUUAACAAUAGAACAGUUUCGUGAUAAGCUUCAGUCAAUGAUGCCAUCAACCGACAAAGAAUCUCUCAAUCAAUUGGUUCAUUUGUUUGACGUGGACGAGGAUGGAAAAAUUGAUCGGGAUGAUUUCAUGAGCUGCCUAUGGAAGAACCCACUUCUUGUAGCACUAUUUCCUGCGUUAAUCGACACCACCAUCUUGGCAGUCCAUGCUUAGAAGGUUUUUUGUUUUUUUUUUUUUUUAUUGUCACAGUUAUGUUAUAUGUAUCUAUCAAACUUUAACAUGAUAUUUUUGUGACAUUGAAUAGACAAAUCUGAUAUAUAUUAUAAACACAUGUUUAUAAGUUAUUGUGAUUAACACCAAAAAAAAAAAAAAAAAAAAAAAACUUAUUUAUUAGAGAGGACCACUGUGCAUAUGCAAAUCAAAAGAUGAAUGGAUUGGAGACAUAACCAAAUCUAUAUUGCAAACAUUGUUUGUAAUAUUAUUCUUUACAUCAAAACUUGCAUCAUGUAAUACAAGAUGAACAGUGGACGCGAAUAUUGUAAAG